Molecule: messenger RNA, 2765 nt
Organism: Metopolophium dirhodum (rose-grain aphid)
Lineage: Eukaryota; Metazoa; Arthropoda; Insecta; Hemiptera; Aphididae
Product: zinc finger protein 2-like
Exons: 3
Source: RefSeq, a predicted model, not a curated record
ACAGAUACUAUGUUUUGGCUGACCAAAUUGGAUCAAAUUGUAAAAAACAACCCUUCAAUUUGCCCGAAAAAUUGUGGUCGAAAAUUUGGAGGACAAAAUCGAAAAGACUAUAUGUUAAAAAAGAAUGAUGUGUACGCUAAUGAAAAUCCUGUGUAUUGCCCGAAAAACUGUGGACGAUGUUACAAGGAUCAAAAUAUACUAUUACGCCAUGUAGAAGAUGCUGCAACAUACGAUCCGGCGCAUUGUCCAAUGAAUUGUGGGAGGUUUUACAAAGGUCAGCAUCGAAAAAUAAAUCUUCGUCGACACAUAUUUGAGUGUGGAGUACAACCAAGAUUCCCUUGUACCUUAUGUAUGAAACGGUUUUUCCGAAGGUACCAAUUUAAAAUUCACAUGGAAAAAGUGCACAAAGUAUGCCCUUCUAAUCUGCACAAUCACAAUGAAAAGUGAACAGUCUUAAUUAAAUGGUAGUAAAAAAAAAAAAACUAUUACUCGUCAAUUUUUAUGUAUUGUUUGUUUUAUAGACUAAUAAAAUAUGGAUAUUUCAGGAUAUUUAUUCACUUGAUCAAAUUUAAUUAAAGCCAUACAUUUUAUCUCAGUAUAAUCAUUUAAUACAAUAAGUGUCAAUAAUAUUCAUACUGUAUUAUGUACAUAUUUAUUAAUACACUGAUAAAAAAAAAAUACAGUCGAGUAAAAUUAAACCAAUAACUUCCAUUCUCUGGAAAAUCAAUAUAUUUAAACACAGUUUUUUUACAGUAAUAAGUAUGGAAAUAAAUUCCAAUUGAAUGUCAUAAGAUUCAAUUUUUUUUAAAAAAUAUUUUUUAUACAAUUAAGUUAUUUUAAUUUUUAAGAUAGUCAUUUUUUGAUCAUAUCUUUUAGAACAAAAAAAAUAUUGAAAUUAAAUCAUGUGAUUUGUAUCAUGCUAACAUAACUAUUAUUCUUUGAAAAACUAAUACAUAUUAAGUUUAAUUUGUUUUAACUUAGUUGAUUUUUUCACCAAAUUAGAAUUUCAUUUUUUUUUUGAUUCUCUUAAAAAAAUAAGAAAAAAAUGGCAGUCUUGAAAAUUUAAAAAACUUAAUUGUUUAAAAUUAUUUUUAAACAUUCAAUUGGAAUUGCCAUUCUUAUUACUGUAGAAAAACUGCAUUUUAAGACAUUGAUUUGCCAUGGAGAUACUAAGGGUUAACAUGAUACUUCUGGGAUAUUCUGUAAAAUAAUAUACCUAUAUAUUGUUUUUUAAUUUAAAUUUGCUAUAUUAUUAUACAUAAGAACCAUUUUUUUGUGGUAAAUAAAAAAAUAUUUAUAGUUUUUGACAAUACUAUUUUAGCACUUUUUAAUGUUCUUAUUUACUAUUUUAAAUUUGCUAUCAAAAUUGGGUAUGUAAUAUUUAUUAAAAAAUGAACUUUCAAAUAUCAAGUUCCUAAAAGUAAAACACGAUUGAUCUAUUAAUUUAAUCGUGGUUGAGUAUGCAAGAGAACUUUUAAUUGUUUUUAUCCAACUUAGCCAUAUAGCCAGCCUAUAGGUAGCAAAUUCAGAAUUCAUGUGAGGUAUGUAUAAAUAAAUCAUAAAUAUUAGUUUUUGUUAAACCUAAAUUCUUUAGUUCAAAUAUAAUAACUAUGAAUAUUCUUCAAACAAGAAACAUGAAUAUGAUUAGCAAAAUUGUUCUAAUAAUAGUAAUAAUACUAAUCUGAUAUUUUACUAAUACUGAAAUAUUGCGUUAUAGGUAUCAUUCAAAUUAAUGGUGGACGUGAUAAUAUUUUACUCGCAAAUUAAUUUAUGUUACCUAUUAAGUACGUCUUGUAUGUUAAAUAAAUAUGUACAAAUGUUUUCAUAAAAAUCGAUGUCUAUAUUCUGUUUAGCGAGAGACUAUCCCGCGCACUGACAAAAACUGGUUCCCCCACGCAAUACCCAGCCAUUGGGGAACCGGUUUUGAUAGCAUGGUGACGCGGAGGGAUGCGCAGAACGGCGUGCUCUCUCUCUGUACAGAGUAUAGAAGGACUACAAUCGUAAUUUUAAGAUUUUUUUCGUUAUUCUUUUUGCAGUAUAUUGUUUUCAUAUUAUAAUAUAUUAUAUUAGAAAUUAUAAGUUUUGCGAUAAAUGACAUGCCGCUUUCGUGGUAGAUAAUAGGUUUAUUUUAUAUACAUAUAUACAUAGCUUAAAUGAUAAUCAUUUCGCUUCCAAAAUGUUUUGUUCAAAAUAUUUAAUAAAGGCAAUACUGACAUUGGUUACACAUGGGUUAAUAUCCAUUUUGAUUAUGUUUACAGGUGUGUUGACAAAUGUUCAAAAGGUAUUGGAAUCCGACCCAGUUCUGUGUCCAAAUUAUUGUGGUCGUCUCUACAGGGGUCCACAGCGAAAAUGUAAUCUAAGAAAACAUUUGAAACUUGAGUGUGGAGUAGCACCCAUGUUUUCGUGCAGAAUAUGUUUAAGAAGAUUUACUAGAAACGAAAACUUAAAACGACAUUUAGUAAUUGUUCAUAGAACAAUAAUAAAUAUUAAGUGAGAACUUAUGUGACUGUAAAACUGUUGAAGUUCACGGGUUAGUUGAUUUAACUGACAAUAUUUUUUAGUAAUAUCCAUGCAAGUUUUCAUUGACGUUUCAGUAUCCAUUCUUGAAGUGGUAUCUAUCAACUGUAUCUGAAAUCUAGUUGCACCACAAUAUUUUAUACUGCAAAAGAUAAAGAUAUAAAGUGGUGAAUUUUUAUUGUUGUUAAUAAUAAUUUAAUUUAUUUUAAUUGGAAUAAUUUUUAAUAUUACAUGUGAUAUAAAUUUUA